AUGUCUUCACUAACAGAAAAGGACAGACCAAUUGUUCAGCUGUUACUGGACACUGGCACUUGCCCACGAUGUAUUUUGAGGUUCUGCUGCGUGGGAUCACAGACGCUUUAUAGGCAUCCAUACAAGGAUUUGAUGAAGGAUUUAAAAGAAUUUCUGAAAAAUACUCAAGAAAAAGAAGAUACGGUUUGUUUUGACGUAGUUGAUCCACCUUGUAAGAGACUCAGACUUCAACACACAGAAGAAGGGCCUGAUGAUGUCAACCACAAUGGAGCGCUCCAGCAGAUUCCCUCGGUUAACGAUGAAAAUACAGCCAUGGAGAACUCAGCUGUGAAGGUUUGCAAUGUGUGUUUGGGAAUUCUUCAGGAGUUCUGCGAGGCUGACUUUGUUAAAAAGGUGUGCCAAAAGGUUAAUUCCGCUGACUACCAGUUCACUAGUUUUGUAUUUUCUGUGUCGCUACCCCCACAGCUGUCUGUUAGGGAGCGUGCUGCUUGGCUGCUGGUAAAACAGGAAAUGGGAAAUCUGGGCCUUUCCUUGGCAAAGGAUGACAUUGUUCAGCUGAAAGAAGCUUAUAAGUGGAUUAUUCAUCCCCAGUUGUCAGAAGAGUUGGGUGUUCCUGCUGAUGGAAAGAGUUUGUUUGAAGUUAGCGUGGUCUUUGCUCACCCAGAAACAGACGAGGAGUGCCAUUUCCUCGCCACAGCCUGUCCAGACUGUUUCAAACCAGCGAAGAACAAACAGUCUGUUUUCACUAGAAUGGCAGUUAUAAAAGCCCUAGAGAAGAUAAAAGAAGAGGAUUUUCUCAAGCAUUUUCCAUGUCCCCCAAGUUCACCAAAGAACCUCUGUGUGGCUCUGGAAAUUCAGUGCAAUAAUGGUGCAGUUUUUGUGGCUGGAAGAUACAACAAAUAUUCAAGGAAUUUACCUCAGACUCCCUGGAUUAUUGAUGGGGAGCGGAAGCUGGAGUCUUCAGUGGAAGAACUGAUUUCGGAGCACCUAAUGGCAGAAUUCAAAGCAGAUAGCUUUAAUUUUUCUUCCUCUGGAAGAGAAGAUGUGGAUGUAAGAACACUAGGCAAUGGAAGGCCCUUUGCAAUUGAGCUUGUGAAUCCUCGUAGAAUACAUUUUACUGCUGAGGAAAUGAAGGGACUUCAGCAGACAAUUAAUAACUCUUCAGACAAAAUACAGGUUCGAGAUUUACAGCUUGUCACCAGAGAGGCAAUUGGUCGUAUGAAGGAAGGUGAAGAGGAAAAGACAAAGACCUAUAGUGCCUUAAUAUGGACAGACAAAGCAAUACAGAAAGAAGAUAUUGCAUUUCUAGAUGAUAUCAAGGAAUUAAAACUUGACCAGAAGACACCUCUCCGGGUUCUUCACAGGCGGCCUCUAGCUGUAAGAUGUCGGAUCAUUCACACCAUGAAAUCUGAGUACAUAGACGAGCAUCAUUUUCGCCUGCAUCUGAAGACUCAAGCAGGAACCUACAUUAAAGAAUUUGUGCAUGGAGACUUUGGAAGAACAAAGCCCAACAUUGGCUCCCUACUGAACAGAACCGCCGACAUUCUGGAGUUGGAUGUAGAAUCUGUUGACGUUGACUGGCCUCCAGCCCUGGAUAAUUAACUUUUCACGUUGGGACG
Messenger RNA from Gymnogyps californianus (California condor), 1619 nucleotides. It is a transcript of the gene PUS10, whose product is annotated as pseudouridine synthase 10. Gene Ontology annotation, biological process: tRNA pseudouridine synthesis. Gene Ontology annotation, molecular function: pseudouridine synthase activity; RNA binding. The transcript is spliced from 17 exons. The coding region runs from base 1 to 1602 and encodes 533 amino acids. Lineage: Eukaryota; Metazoa; Chordata; Aves; Accipitriformes; Cathartidae. The record is from RefSeq and is a predicted model, not a curated record.